AUGGAUGAUUUGAGCUUAUAUACUGAAAACACAAAGGCAGCUCAGGAAAUUUUGCAGACAUUGAUUGACAUGGAUUUCGAUAAGUUCAGUGAAAUAGAUGAAUUAAAAGAAAUUGCAAGUGUUGGUGGGGACCUAGUGAACUACCUCAUGGAAAAACUCAAAAACUGUAAAGCCCAAAAAAGUUGUGAAGUACUGGUAAUAGAGCUAUGUAUGAAACUAUUGGAGAAACAUGACUUAGUAGAAGAAUUAUAUAAACUGACAAAUGAAGCAGCCUCAAAGGCAUCACUGAAGCACAACAAAGAUUUGAUGGGUCAGUACUUGGAUCGCUUUAUGGUGUUGCUGAAGGAUGACAAUGUUCCUUGGGACAACAGUUCACAGAGCUACCUGGGUUCUGUAUUCAUCAGCUACCUUGUUAACUCAAUUUAUUAUGAAGACAAACAAUUUAACGAUUCGGAGGUAGACCAGAAAAUGAUUGACAUGAUUCUGUAUUGUAUGGAGGAGGAACGGGAGCUCUGUGAUUGGUCCAAUGGUCAGGUGACCGUGUUUGGGAUCAUUGCCACAGAUAUACUUGCAAGAUUUGUCCGUACAAAAAGGGACAGCAAUACACUCAGUACGUGCAAGCCGCUCAUCCUAAGUGUCCAGCGUUUGAUGUCUAAUCACGAAGACGAGAGGAUCACGGAGCGGUGCGGGGACAUCUUGGUUAUGAUAGGUCAACAAGCGUCACAAGUGCUGGACUCGGACAACAUCGGGAACCUUAUUGACCACUACAUUGAAAAUCCUGACGUACACAUCGUUGUGAAUCUAGAAGCAGCCUAUGAUAAUGGACCUGAGGAAUUUGCGAAGCGGUUCACUGACCUGGUGGAAGUGUUUGCCAAGGACAAUCAGUCAAACUGCUUUGUCAUGCAGUGUCUCCUGCUGAAGAAAAUUGCUGAAACUCAACCAGAGGUGUUCACUCCUCGUAGUAUGAAGCUGUUCUUUGAUGUCCACUUCAUGGAUUUCACGGCUAACAGUCAGGUGCUGAUCUUCAUGGAUAUACUGUCCAAGACACAGCCUGCCCUUUUUGGGCCCUUCAUCCCUCACCCCCUGCUGAACUCCAAACUGAUGCAGGAUACCAUGGCUAGUUACCAAAUGAACAUUGUCACCAGGGCUGCUGCUGUUUGUAAGGACUGCCAGAAACCCGUUUUUGACUACUUCUCUGAGAGACUGAAGAGUUCUACUGACCAGCAUGUGCUGUACGCCUGUAUAAUGGGUCUUAGAGAGAUGCUGGAGAUUUGUGGUCCAGACUUUUUCACAGAGGAGGUCAAGGCUCAGAUAGAGAAUCAGACGACAAAUGCUCCGGCUAAAUACGUCAAAGAUGUGGCUCAGGAUCUCCAAGAUGAACUCGCAGGAAGAAG
Messenger RNA from Saccostrea cuccullata (small rock oyster), 1394 nucleotides. RefSeq lists its product as uncharacterized. NCBI's taxonomy places the organism in Eukaryota, Metazoa, Mollusca, Bivalvia, Ostreida, Ostreidae. The annotation marks the transcript as partial. The record is from RefSeq and is a predicted model, not a curated record. The transcript is spliced from 9 exons.